Molecule: messenger RNA, 2202 nt
Organism: Procambarus clarkii (red swamp crayfish)
Lineage: Eukaryota; Metazoa; Arthropoda; Malacostraca; Decapoda; Cambaridae
Product: mucin-22-like
Molecular function (GO): protein binding
Source: RefSeq, a predicted model, not a curated record
AUGACCAGAAGUACUGACAACAGUACUAUAGUGACCAGUAGUAUUGACAACAGUACUAUAAUGACCAGAAGUAUUGACAACAGUACUAUAGUAACCAGUAGUAUUGACAACAGUACUAUAAUGACCAGUAGUACUGACAACAGUACUAUAGUGACCAGUAGUACUGACAACAGUACUAUAGUAACCAGUAGUAUUGACAACAGUACUAUAGUGACCAGUAGUAUUGACAACAGUACUAUAGUGACCAGUAGUACUGACAACAGUACUAUAGUGACCAGUAGUAUUGACAACAGUACUAUAAUGACCAGAAGUAUUGACAACAGUACUAUAGUGACCAGUAGUACUGACAACAGUACUAUAGUGACCAGAAGUACUGACAACAGUACUAUAGUAACCAGUAGUAUUGACAACAGUACUAUAAUGACCAGUAGUAUUGACAACAGUACUAUAGUGACCAGUAGUAUUGACAACAGUACUAUAGUGACCAGUAGUAUUGACAACAGUACUAUAGUGACCAGAAGUACUGACAACAGUACUAUAGUGACCAGUAGUAUUGACAACAGUACUAUAGUGACCAGUAGUAUUGACAACAGUACCAUAGUGACCAGUAGUACUGACAACAGUACUAUAGUGACCAGUAGUAUUGACAACAGUACCAUAGUAACCAGUAGUAUUGACAACAGUACUAUAGUGACCAGUAGUAUUGACAACAGUACCAUAGUAACCAGUAGUAUUGACAACAGUACUAUAGUGACCAGUAGUAUUGACAACAGUACUAUAGUGACCAGUAGUAUUGACAACAGUACCAUAGUGACCAGUAGUACUGACAACAGUACUAUAGUGACCAGUAGUAUUGACAACAGUACCAUAGUAACCAGUAGUAUUGACAACAGUACUAUAGUGACCAGUAGUAUUGACAACAGUACCAUAGUGACCAGUAGUACUGACAACAGUACUAUAGUAACCAGUAGUACUGACAACAGUACUAUAGUGACCAGUAGUAUUGACAACAGUACUAUAGUGACCAGUAGUACUGACAACAGUACUAUAGUGACCAGUAGUAUUGACAACAGUACCAUAGUAACCAGUAGUAUUGACAACAGUACUAUAGUGACCAGUAGUAUUGACAACAGUACCAUAGUGACCAGUAGUAUUGACAACAGUACUAUAGUGACCAGUAGUAUUGACAACAGUACCAUAGUGACCAGUAGUAUUGACAACAGUACCAUAGUGACCAGUAGUAUUGACAACAGUACUAUAGUGACCAGUAGUAUUGACAACAGUACCAUAGUGACCAGUAGUACUGACAACAGUACUAUAGUGACCAGUAGUAUUGACAACAGUACUAUAGUGACCAGUAGUACUGACAACAGUACUAUAGUGACCAGUAGUACUGACAACAGUACCAUAGUGACCAGUAGUACUGACAACAGUACUAUAGUGACCAGUAGUAUUGACAACAGUACUAUAGUGACCAGUAGUACUGACAACAGUACUAUAGUGACCAGUAGUAUUGACAACAGUACUAUAGUGACCAGUAGAACUGACAACAGUACUAUAGUGACCAGUAGUAUUGACAACAGUACUAUAGUGACCAGUAGUAUUGACAACAGUACUAUAGUGACCAGUAGUAUUGACAACAGUACUAUAGUGACCAGUAGUAUUGACAACAGUACCAUAGUGACCAGUAGUAUUGACAACAGUACUAUAGUGACCAGAAGUACUGACAACAGUACUAUAGUAACCAGUAGUAUUGACAACAGUACUAUAGUGACCAGUAGUAUUGACAACAGUACCAUAGUGACCAGUAGUACUGACAACAGUACUAUAGUAACCAGUAGUACUGACAACAGUACUAUAGUGACCAGUAGUAUUGACAACAGUACUAUAGUAACCAGAAGUACUGACAACAGUACUAUAGUGACCAGUAGUAUUGACAACAGUACUAUAGUGACCAGUAGUAUUGACAACAGUACCAUAGUGACCAGUAGUAUUGACAACAGUACCAUAGUGACCAGUUGUAUUGACAACAGUACCAUAGUGACCAGUAGUAUUGACAACAGUACUAUAGUGACCAGUAGUACUGACAACAGUACUAUAGUGACCAGUAGUAUUGACAACAGUACUAUAGUGACAAGUAGUACUGACAACAGUACUAUAGUGACCAGUAGUACUGACAACAGUACUAUGACAACAUUUUAA